GAAAAUCAGUACAAACCCUAACCAUCCCGAAUCUCCCUCGGAGUAGAAUUGUACGGAGUAUAUUUUAUCUUUCUUGAGCAUACAAAAGGAGAACCGAUAGAACAAUCUAAAAUCAAAGAAUCCACGAAUCUCCUUCUUUAGAUCAGCUUUGGCGAAACUUCAGAAAAUGGAAGGUGUAGAGCACAAAACAGUGUCGGUAAAUGGAAUAAACAUGCAUUAUGCUGAAAUAGGUAAAGGCCCUUUAGUCCUUUUCAUUCAUGGCUUCCCAGAAUGCUGGUAUUCAUGGCGGCACCAAAUGUCAUUCAUGGCUAACCACGGAUACCGCGCCGUAGCUCCGGAUUUACGCGGCUACGGCGACACGGCCACCGGAGUACCUAAUAAAGAUGAUCCUAGCAAUUUCACAACCCUAAGUAUUGUUGGUGAUUUAGUGGAGCUGUUGAAUUCUAUUGCACCACAAGAGGAGAAGGUGUUUGUUGUAGGGCAUGAUUGGGGUGCUGUUGUUUCUUGGGCUCUUUGUUUGUAUAGGCCUGAUAAGGUUAAGGGUUUUUUCUGCUUGAGUGUUGCUUUCAAUCCCAGAAACCCUAUGAAGAAACCACUUGAGACUUUGCGUGCAGUUUAUGGAGAUGAUUACUAUGUUGUUAGAUUCCAGGAGGCUGGAGUAAUAGAAGCUGAGUUUGAGGAGAUAGGUGUGAAGAAUGUUUUAAAGAAGUUUUUCACAUAUAGGGAACCAGCUCCUCUUUACUUUAAAAAAGGAAAAUCAUUUGGAGAUAAUCCUCAAGUAGAGCUGCCUUGUUGGUUAUCAGAGGAAGAACUUGAUUUCUAUGCUACCAAAUAUGAACAAACUGGCUUCACUGGAGCACUCAACUUUUACCGAGCAAUAGAUCGAAAUUGGGAGCUUACAGGAGCAUGGACAGGGGCUAAAAUCCAAGUACCAGUGAAGUUCAUUGUAGGUGAGCUUGACCUUACUUAUAAUGCUCCUGGCACAAAAGAUUAUUUACACAAAGGAGGUUUCAAAAAACAAGUGCCUUUGUUAGAGGAAGUUGUGGUUUUAGAAGGAGUUGGACAUUUUAUCCACGAAGAAAAACCAAAAGAAAUUAAUGACCAUAUUUACAACUUUAUUCGCAAGAUUUCAUCCUCUAAUCAAUCCAAGUUCUGUGCUAUUCUGUAGAGUUUCUCUUCUUUUUUUUCCUCCAUUUUUUGAGGUUGUAUUAAAUGUGUUUGUUUGCUAAGUUUGUAAUGUGUGCCCAUAAUGUUGACAACCAGGUGAGCUUUAUUUUGUUGUUCUUUAUUGAAGAUGGAGUUUUCUUGCA
Molecule: messenger RNA, 1310 nt
Organism: Nicotiana tabacum (common tobacco)
Lineage: Eukaryota; Viridiplantae; Streptophyta; Magnoliopsida; Solanales; Solanaceae
Source: RefSeq, a predicted model, not a curated record